Molecule: messenger RNA, 526 nt
Organism: Aspergillus heteromorphus CBS 117.55
Lineage: Eukaryota; Fungi; Ascomycota; Eurotiomycetes; Eurotiales; Aspergillaceae
Exons: 1
Coding region: 83-421 (112 amino acids)
Source: RefSeq, a predicted model, not a curated record
CUGAUCUGGUCUGAUCUGAUCUGAUUUGAUCUGGUCAUGUUAGUGGGUGGGCUAGCUAGCUAGCUACUUUGUAAUAAUAUUAAUGACUUGGAAUGAUCUAUUAAUUUUCUUUCAUCUAUCUUCAUCUCCAUCUUCAUCUUAUCUACAUGCUUACUAUACAUACUUAAUCGCAUGUAUGCAUGCAUGCAUGCAUACAUACAUGCAUACAUACACACAUCAUCGACCCAGUAUCUUCCAAAUGAACGAACGAACGAACCAACGAACGAAAGAAAGUAAAAGUGGUACUCCCACCUACCUACCUACCUACCUACCUACCUACCCACCUACCCACCCACCCACGACUAGUAGACAAAAUAAUACAAACCACCCGAAAUCGAAAGAAUACAUACACCAGAAAAGCAGAAUAAGCAAGAUAGUAUAAGAUAAGUAGGUGAGUAAGUAAGUAAGUAAGCAAGUAAAGUAAAGUCAAGUAAAGUAAAAGAAAACUCGGAUCGAGUCAAAACGAGAGAAUGGUAAGGGUAUCGAA